AAACUGUCGAUUUUUUGUCUAAAAUGAAGGUUUACAUUUAAUAGACUCGUGACGAAAAUGCUGAUGUCAAUCUGAAACUGGACAAAACAUGUCAACAUGGCGGCUUCCUCGAGUGAAAACGGUUCAAAUGGAAAACUUGAAUUCUUUCUAAAAGUCCCUUUCCCUUCAGAAAGAGAGGCAGCUAUUGCCCUGCAGUCUUUAUCCCCUGAUCCUGAGCCAAGAAAAGGAGGAAUCACCAAAGAUUUGGAUGUUGCGGGUCAAACCUUGUCUGUGAGAUGGACUGCAGAUGAAGCUCGUAUUCUUCGUGUCUCUGUAAGUUCAUUCUUGGACCACUUGUCUUUAGUGAUGGAGACUAUGGAUGCAUUCGGACCACCUGUUUCACAGUGAGACUUGUAAGACUGAUGUCAAAUGUGUGGAUGCAGAAACAGCAUCAACUGCUACAAGCUGCUGUUUGGAUCAAAGAAAUAUCGGCUGCCAUUUUGUAUGUGGUCUGGAUGAACUGCAUGGACUCAAUUUAAUGGAAAAAGUACAAUUUAAUGUGCUUUGGUUCUGUUGGAGGAAAGCAGUGCAUCUUUUUGAUGUCUUAAGAAAACCUUGAAUUGGAUCAAAGAUAUAAAGCAAGAAUUUUUUUCAAAUAAACAGAUGCCAAGACAGACUGCUGUCAUUUGAAUAAAGAUUUAUUAAUUGAGCAUUGAUCAGAAAACAAUAUCAAGAGAUGAUUUAACAAUGUACCAGUAAUUUGUAUAAAAGAGGAACAGAUGUUUAUUUGUUUUUAUUGGCAGACAUCACCAAUAAUAAUGUUUUCAUUUUGAUCUACAAUACUGGUUUACAGAAAUAAAGAUAUGUUAAAAAAAACCACAGUUUAAGAUUGUUGGGGCUCACUUUGUGAUUUCAGGUUUCCUUCACAUUUGAUCUGACAAUUUGUGCGUUCAGAUUUUAUUUGACUUAGCACGUCAAACCCAUCAUUUUGUCAAACUGAGCCCCUUAGAAAUGUGUCUACUAUCUAGAGGUAAAAAUUAAAGUAAAAUAUACUCAAGCAUGAGGUCAAGAAAUGUUUUCACGAGACACAAGAAUUAAAUGUUAAUUUGUUACAUUCAUUCAUUCAAACUGGGGAAUCACUCAUUCAACAGAAAAGCAACAUUUGUUGCAUUGCUAGUUUAACUAAACUGAUUGCACUUUAGCUCCUUAAAACUUUCAUGUUA
Molecule: messenger RNA, 1202 nt
Organism: Misgurnus anguillicaudatus (oriental weatherfish)
Lineage: Eukaryota; Metazoa; Chordata; Actinopteri; Cypriniformes; Cobitidae
Product: L antigen family member 3-like
Cellular component (GO): EKC/KEOPS complex
Source: RefSeq, a predicted model, not a curated record